UGAUAUAAGGACCCUGGUGGCUGCCUCUCGUUGCCUUGUUUACUUUACACCUCCAGCUGACCCCAGGAUAGUCUCUUGUUUUCUUUACCUAUCCUCUGCCUCAGGCUAAGUGUUUAUGAGAACAAACGUGGAUAGCGAUACUGACCAAAGUGGCUCUAACGACGGCAUAAAGGUCAUGGACACCUCGGAAUGGCUGGAAGAGACGGGCAAGAUGCACAUCCACCGUGCCGACAUGAACAAACUGAUAAUGAACUACCUCGUCAUGGAGGGGUUUAAGGAAGCAGCCGAGAAAUUUUCCAUAGAAGCGAACAUAAAACCUCCAAUGGAUUUAGAUCAGCUGGAUGAACGUAUUCGUAUCCGGUCAGCCAUCCAGACUGGCCACUUCCAAGAUGCUAUGAGGAUGGUGACGGCGCUCCACCCAGAGAUCCUCGACGAUAACUCCCAGCUCUACUUCCAUCUUCAGCAACAAGUGUUAAUUGAACUGAUCCGGGAGGGUCGUGUUGAGGAAGCCGUAGUAUAUGCUCAGGACCACCUGGCUGAGAGAGGCCAGCGAGACCCAUCCAUCCUUAAUGAGUUAGAACGGACCUUAGCACUGUUAGCUUUUGACCAGCCAGAUACCUCCCCCUUUGGUGAUUUACUGCAUCCUUCUCAUAGACAAAAGGUUGCAAGUGAACUAAAUGCUGCCAUACUGCGAGCUCAGAACCAAGAAGAAACGACUCCUCUGCUGGCUGAGCUGUUGAAACUCCUCCUCUGGGCUCAGGAUGAACUGGACAAGAAGAAGGUUCAGUACCCAGUGAUGACAGAUCUUAUUAAAGGUCAGAUCGAGGAACACAAGUGAACUUACGCAAUCUUCCUCACAGUCACGUGUUAGUUUCUUCAAUUUGAUAGCACUGUAGCUAGAGAUUAUUUAUUAUGUACAGUAGACACUUUCCUGUUGAGGCAGAAACAUAACUUGUGCUCCAUAAUCUUGUGAUAAUGUACUCAAGGUCUCUAGUGAAGCCUCUCUCGGCUUUUUGUAUUGUUUUAUAUUAUCAAAUACUGUACUUGUAGAGGUACGGUAUGAUGAUGAUGUAGAGGUACAGAAUGAUGAUGUAGAGGUACAGUAUGAUGAUGUAGAGGUACAGUAUGCAAUUUUUGAAUCUGUUGUUGGUGUGCGUGAAUUAGAUUUCUGUCUCAAACAAUUAUUAUUGUCUGCUGCCAGAGCGGUCAUGGUGAAACGUCAUUUGCACUCUCUCUCCAACUGUUUGCGGGUGACUAUAUCAAGUGAUUAAUCUUGUACUUUGUAAUCUCCAAUAAAAGUGAUAUUUUGAAAAAUUUUUGGUAAACUAAAUUGAAGAAAUUUAACAUAUCCAGAGGACUUAAUAUAUAGUUAAAGUUUUUCAUACAUUUCAUUUGAUGGCCGAGAAGUACUUGGCAUAAAUUACUUUGAGUGCAGCAACACACGGAGUGUUUACAGCGUGAAUAUAACUUGUGGACUUGUUACUCAACAAUAUAUGAGGCGUUGCGUGGAAAAACUAGCACGAGCACCAUUCUCAUUUUUUGUCAGGAAAUUCAUUCAAAGUUUACAACAUUUAGUAAUUGAUAACAUGGAAAGUAUUCUAGUUAGAAUGUUGCAGUUUCUUUUAAAAUGAAGCUGAAUGUUUGUAAGUUAUGCAAAUAAUUUUUUGCAACGAUAUUGUUAACCUCACCUAACCGGACCUACCGUAACCAACAAUAAUGUUUCCUUAAUGUUUUGUAAUAAAAACUCGGGUAAAUACAGUACACCCUAAAUUGAUUUUCCACUGUGGGAAGCUUCACUGUCAUCAGGCCCCUGGACACUGACUCCCUAGGUGGCUUCUGAGAAUAAAACAUGACUGAAGAGAAGCCUCCAGUCGACGUAGAGGGCACAGGCUGGGCCUCAACAUCAACAACUUAGUCACUAUCACUUGACAUUGUUGUGUAGUGACAAUUCACAACCGCAAACGGCGAUAUUAAUGAAGAAAAGCAACGCUCCCUUAGCACGAGAUGCACCUCCUCCGCACUCAAGUCUCAAGACAAGGACUGAAAAAAAGUGCGCCACCAGCCCUGCCCGGCAUGCAGUUCUGCUUGCUGAUUGGCUGCCUCCACCAUAAAGCUCCCUUCUUACCCCCACCCCAAGCCCACAAACACACUUACAGCCUUAUGACAUAAGGCCCUAUGUUUCACACAAAGAAUUUGGCGGAUGUGCUACAUUCACCACGCAAAAAUGAUAAAAAUGUAGCCUUGACGAGAUGUGAACCAGAGUUAGGUUUUUGUCUAUGGACUUUUAAACCAUAUGGUCAGUGUCGUUUGGGCAUUCAUUCAUCACCUCAUGAAAAUAGUGUGUUUUAAGAACCAUUUGCAGUCAUGUGGCCUCGGUGGUGCUAGUUUCUCCACGCAAUGCCUCGUAUCUCCAUGAUACAUUAAAUAAACUUUAUCAAAUAAUUUCAGAGCAAUAGCUGGCAUUCACUGUUUAAUGCUGGUCAUUUAUAUUACGAUAAGAAUUAUGAAGAGGUUUAUAUAAAUAUACUUUUAAGCUUUUGAAGAAGGAAUAAAGAAAGAGAAUAA
Messenger RNA from Homarus americanus (American lobster), 2565 nucleotides. RefSeq names its product glucose-induced degradation protein 8 homolog. Lineage: Eukaryota; Metazoa; Arthropoda; Malacostraca; Decapoda; Nephropidae. Gene Ontology annotation, biological process: proteasome-mediated ubiquitin-dependent protein catabolic process. Gene Ontology annotation, cellular component: nucleus; cytoplasm. The transcript has 5 exons. The coding region runs from base 116 to 838 and encodes 240 amino acids. Gene Ontology annotation, molecular function: protein binding. The record is from RefSeq and is a predicted model, not a curated record.